UUUCCAACGACAAAAUUUCUCGUUUCACUCUUGCUUGCAGCUUCAACUCUCGACAGUCGACAGACUCACAGCAAUUCGCAAAGCAGGGGAUAAACAAUGGGGACAUCGAAGAAUGUUCGUACAAUCUCACAGGAAGCCUUCGAUGAGUUUGUGAGAGAGAAUGUGGACGAUCUCGGGAUGGAUCCCGCCGAAGCCCUUCAAGACGCCAUUGAAACCUUAACCCUACAGGGUGUCGACCUCUCUGGUAUCAUCACAUGCAUUCCUGGAGUUAGCAGCGUGAAAGACAACCCUGUUUUCCAAUCUUUAGAUGCAUUGAAGGAGAUUAAUUCUAAGUAUAGGGAUGGAGACGAUGAGCCGUCGACCACAGGAUUCAGUGAAAAGGAUCUGGAUGACAUGGUGUCGUUACUGGAUAAACUAAGCGAGCUUUGUUCCAUUGAAGGAUCGGGAAAUGUGUCCAUCGCCACAAGGAAUGGAGGAGUAGAGCUGGUUUGUUCUAUAUGCUCUAAACUUCAAAAUGGACAUGGGCGGUCUCUUGUGUCUGCGUUAAAGACACUGACUUCGUUACUCCAUGAUUUUCAAAGUAGAGAAACAUUUCAAAAGAGUAGCGGACCUAAGAUCGUGGUGGAUAUCUUAAAUUCCAAUGUUCAAAAUAUCAGCAUUUUGAAUAAUGGUUUCUCCAUAGUUGCUGCAGCUGCAACUGGAAAUGAGAUCCUAAAAGAAUCAUUCAUGGACUUAAAAAUUGAGCAGCUUCUUAUCCAAAUUAUGAGGGCACAGAGUAAGGGAAACAUCCAAAGUUUAUAUGAUGCCAUACGCAUCCUCUUGACACCUGAUGACAACCGUGUUGUGGCUUCUCAAGUUUAUGGAUAUGCUCGAAAAUUUGCUGAAAUUGGAAUUCCAGGAGCUCUUGUAGAAGCACUUUCUGAAGGACUAAGUUCACCUAGUCUAGUUUCGGCAAGCAUUGCCCUGAAGGCUGUUGCUGUCAAUGAUGAAAUAUGUAGAUCAAUUGCUGAAAAUGACGGUAUUGAUGCAAUUCUCCAGUGCAUUGAUGACAGUGGUGAACAAAAUAACAAAACUGUUGCUAGAGCUUUUUGCUCUCUAUUGUCUAAGUUGGCAGGAAGUGAUGUUAAUAAAACUACCAUAGUCCAGAAAAGGGGAAUGGAUAGGUUAAUGAAGCUCUCUUGCAGAUUUCCUGAUGAUCCUUCUGUUUUGCAAGAGAUUAUGUCGGUCAUCUGCACACUUUCCUUGAGGUCUCCAGACAAUGCAGCUUCUGCCAUUGAAGCUGGGGCAGGAGAGCUUGCAAUCCAAGCCAUGCAAAAGUUUCCUGAAGCACAUCAGAUGCAGAAGCAAGCAUGUCUCAUGAUCCGCAAUCUUGUGGUUAGAAACCCAGAAAACAGAAAUGUAUUGCUCAGUAACGGGAUUGAGAAGAUCAUAAGGAAGGCCAAGGAAAAGCACGAGAGCUGCAAAGACGCUGCUACCGAUGCACUGAGGGAUUUGGGACUUGAUAACUAUAAUUCAUAGUGCCAUAUCUUUUUAUACUAUAUGUUUCAUGAUAUUAACAUUUUCACUCGUUAUCUUUGGCUGCUAGAGUGGUUUCAGUUUUUUCUCGGGAAAACAAUGUAUCAUGUUCAGUUUAAAUUUCAACAAAUGAUUUGUGUCAGUGUACAUCACUCGUA
Molecule: messenger RNA, 1673 nt
Organism: Nelumbo nucifera (sacred lotus)
Lineage: Eukaryota; Viridiplantae; Streptophyta; Magnoliopsida; Proteales; Nelumbonaceae
Product: ARM repeat superfamily protein
Molecular function (GO): protein binding
Source: RefSeq, a predicted model, not a curated record